AUUCUAUUGUAUUUUAAAGCCCUUUAAAUAUGUAUUCUGUAAUUAAUUUUUUUGUUUUAAAUUUGACAGAUCAGACAUGGUGACUAUAUGUACUUUGAGGAGGAUGGGUCUAUAUAUCGAUUUCAACAAACAAAAGAAGGAAGUCGUGAGGUUUUGCUUUCUUUAGAGGAUAUUGGUUUCCAUGAUUACCAAAUUCAGCGUAUCAGAAUUUCUACUGAUCAAAAAUUUUUGGCUACCGGUUUAAAAUCUCCCAGCAGUGAGGAGUCUACCUGCAUUGUUCUAAAUCUCAAGAACUUGCAAGUAAUGCAUUUUAUACGAAAUGUCUUCAGUUUUGAAUGGGCUGCAGAUAACGUAUUAUUUCACACAAUCCAAGAAAAUCUGCAGUGUCUUCAAGUUUAUCUGACUGACUUCAAUAAUGAAAAUUCUACAAAGCUGGUUUACACAGAAGAGGAUCCUAGGUUUUUUGUGGAUUUAUAUUGCACCAGAGACAAGCGCUUUCUUACUUUAAAUAGUAACAGUAAAACUACAUCUGAAGUUUGGCUGGUUGACAUGCAGCAACCCUUUAAAUCCCCUUUUCUGGUUCAUCAGCGGGUCCCAGGAAUGAUUUAUCACGUAGAACAUAGAAACGAUUUUUUGUAUAUUCUCACAACAUAUGGAGAGCCUGCAGAAUACAAGCUAAUGAAGACACCUAUUUCAUCUAAAAUUGGACAAUGGGAAGUUGUCUAUAAGGUUAAAGAUAAUACAAAACUUGUUGACCUGGAGAUUUUAAAAGACUACUGCAUCAUGCUUCUGAAGCAACAUACUCUUCUUUAUUUGGAAGUAGUUUCACUUUGUAAUGAGACAAUAAGUCAGUCCAUCAAGCUACCAGACUGGGCCUGUGCAUUUGAAUUACAACAUCAUCUCGAAUAUGACACUGGCUCCUUCAUAUUCUACCUCACCUCUCCCAUCCAACCACCAGUGUUGUUUGCUUAUUCUUUCCUGGAGCACAGACUGUCUAUAGAUGCCAAACAACAGAUUACAGAUACUCAGGUUUAUAAAAUUAAACGUCUAGAAGCCAAAAGCAAGGAUGGCACUAUGGUACCAAUUACAAUUUUUUUUAAAGCAUGUAAGGAAGAGCUGACUAUGAAUCCUCUUUUAAUACAUGUCUAUGGUGCAUAUGGGAUGGAUCUAAACAUGACUUUUAAAGCCGAGAAGAGAAUGCUAAUUGAAGAUGGAUGGAUAUUAGCAUAUUGCCAUGUCCGGGGUGGCGGUGAAUUAGGCUGCAAAUGGCAUAGAGAUGGAAUUCUGGAUAAGAAACGGAAUGGUCUGGAGGAUCUGCAGACUUGUGUUGUCCAUCUGCAUGAGUUGGGCUAUUCUCAGCCUUGCUAUACGUCCAUUGAAGCUUCAAGUGCAGGAGGAGUACUUGCUGGGGCUCUGUGCAAUUCAAAGCCUUAUCUCUUUAAAGCUAUGGUUCUGGAGGCACCAUUUCUGGAUGUGUUGAAUACAAUGACGAAAUCCUCAUUGCCAUUGACAACUGAAGAGUGGGAAGAGUGGGGGAAUCCAUUAUCUGAUAGCAAAUACUAUAAAUAUAUUCAAUCAUACUGUCCUUAUGAGAAUAUAAAGUCACAGAAUUAUCCUUCAGUCCUGAUAACAGCUUAUAAAAAUGAUCAACGAAUUCCACUAGAUGGAUUGUUGAGAUUUAUGACAAAGCUUCGGAAAGCUGUUGCAGACUAUUACCAAAGCUCACACCUGCCAGAAUCUAGGAUACCGAAUUUAUAUCUAGAUAUCCAACCAGGUGGUAGCCAUUGUGAUUCAUUGUCUUGGGAAGAAAGUGUAAAAAAGGUGGCGAUGCAUCUUGCUUUUCUGCAUGAAGAACUGAAGCUUAAUAAAUUAAAAAGGUUGUAAAAAGAUAUCCAAACUGAUUACUCAUCUAAUUAUAAAACAAUUGAAAAGACGCUGACCACAGACUUCUUAAGCUGGAAAAACAAAUCAAUAUCUUGGAUAGGCAGAAUAAAUGUUGUAAAAAUGAAUAUUCUACCACAACUUCUCUAUCUAUUGCAAACUACACCCAUACACCUCCCCAUACAAUAUCUUAACCAAAUACAAUCACUAAUAGAGCAAUACAUCUGGCAGGGCUCUAGGCCCAGAAUUGCAAGAAAGAAAAUGUGCUUGCCGAGGGACAGGGGAGGGUUGGGCGUACCUAACAUUCUCAUUUACAAAGAGGCUAUAAUGCUGCACAGGUUAUUGGACUGGUGCACUAACAAUAAGCAAUGGGUCCAGAUUGAUAGGCGCUUACUGGAUCUAUGCAACGCAGGACUAGCAGCCUGGAUACCUCACAAACACAGACCAACUAACAUUGCACAAUACCCACUCCUCACGGACUUCUUCACAACAUGGGAUAUAUUAAUGAACACAUCCACUAACAUCUCCAAUAUCCUGCCCCCCAUAUCCUCCAUAUGCCAUAACCCAGACCUGCCGUGGAUUUAUAAAGAUACUUCACUAGAAGUCAGCUGCCACAUUAAGGGUAGAACAAUAUCGCUCUUCCGCAAAAACAAAACACACAGAAGCCUAUCCGCCAUCUAGGAGAUGCACCCCGAAAUAUCUCUGAAUUGGUACGCCUAUUCCCAAAUCUGCCAUUAUGUAGACACUCAUCCCAAGAAGCACCACCUAAUUAGAAAAUGUACCCCAUUUGAGACCCUAUGUCACUUAGAAAGCACCCCAAAACACGCCAUCUCAAAAUUGUUCAAACUAUUACUAAUUAAAGAACCACAACUGUUGCCUUCAUACACUAACUCAUGGGACAAGGAACUGGGCACUAGCAUCGCUACCAAUUGUCUGACUUUAACACCACAAAGUGCUUGUCAGUAUCCACAAGAGUCCUUGAAACCAAUUUAAAAUUUUUACCGAGAUGGUAUCUAACCCCCAGCAGACUACACACUAUUUACAAAACAGUAAGCAACAAGUGUUGGAGGGGAUGUGGAGAAGUAGGCACUCCCACACAUAUAUGGUGGCAAUGCAAUAAAUUAGAUGCAUUCUGGUUAGCAGUUCUCGAGCGCAUGUCAGACAUAAUAGGCAAACAGCUGCCAAAUGACCCACAGAUUUUAUUAUUUUUACUCCUACGCAAGCUGAAUGACAGUACUGUUAGAGACCUACUGAUACUUAUGCUAAACAGUGCCAAAUCCUUAAUUUCAAGAUAUUGGAAAUCCCACAAAACCCCGACAGAGAAAGAGUGGGAGGACCAGGUAGAGAGUUUCCUACAAAUAUUAUGGCGAAUGAGAGGGCGCUAAUAGCUGGGUAUACUUAACACACCUAAUUACUGAGAUUAAAUCAAAACAAAGAAUAAAUCAUAUACGGUGCAUUUUUCAAUCUUUUACUAGUGGAAAUAUCCCUGAUACAUAAAUUCAUAAAACAGUAUAUGAAAAUAAUAAAAAACACAUGAAUUAAAAUUAAAUACAGUAUGUGUGACUAAUGCUGUUGGAAUACCACCCUGAUAUAUAAAAAUAUAUUAGUAUAAUAAGCGCUUUUAAAAUUGCAUUGAUCAAUGUUUGAUUCCUUAAAAUAAAUGGUUUGUUCCUAAAUAUAAGGGACAGUCUUUUUAGUCCUUAUAAAUUUCAAACGGAUAAAAUCCCUUUUAAUUGUAUGGUUUUUGCAUACAAAACUAUCAGUGUGAUAAAAUUUUCUGGAUAAAAGUAACAAAAUGUUCCUUAUUUACGACACUUUGUAUCCUUGCUUGGUUAUAUGUAUAACUUUAACUCACAGAAGGUUGCAGCGACUGUAUCCCGAUGUCGCUGUGAUGUAUUUCAUAGACUGUGGUCUUUAAUCGUAACACUCUCUUUGCGUGUGGGCCGCUUUAUGUGCUGCAGCUCCUACCCUCUGUCACAGGAUUCUCGACUCCCUCCGUGGGGAGGUUACCGGCAGAGGUACGCCGCUCUUUGCGUGUGGAUAUCUGAUGAGCUGUUAGCUUUUUGUUUCCAAUACUCACAGCUCCCUGAUUGUAACAAGCAGUCUUGGUUUUCGAAAGUGUGAUCCUCGAGGUGAAUGGGCACCCGCUCUUAGCGUUAAUACGCGCGGGUAAAUACUAGGUACCUAGUGAGUUUGGUUCUGGUAACAGGCAACUUCAACUUCUACGCGUUUCACCCAUGUGUGUGGGCUUUAUCAAGAUGAGAGUUUCCUACACCUUGAAAGGUACCAUCACCUCCAUUCGGGUUCAUUAGUUACACACAAACUCAGAAUAUUAUUAUGGAAUCAGUACAAAGAACGACACAAUCCUCACUAUCCCUUACAUUAGGACUUGUCCUCAGACAGCCUUAAAGCUUACCGCCAAUACCCUCUUGCGGAUAAUGUUAAUAAAUGUAAACUGUCAUACAAGUAUUAUUCUCAAAACUGUAAUGCAGAAACUCAGCUUACCCAGGUUCUUGAACUGAUCCUAUGUUAUUUACGCUUUGUAAACAUCUGUUAUUUUUUCAAAAUAAAAACUUUUUAAAAAAAAAAAAA
Molecule: messenger RNA, 4473 nt
Organism: Bombina bombina (fire-bellied toad)
Lineage: Eukaryota; Metazoa; Chordata; Amphibia; Anura; Bombinatoridae
Gene: PREPL
Product: prolyl endopeptidase like
Exons: 12
Coding region: 88-1884 (598 amino acids)
Biological process (GO): proteolysis
Cellular component (GO): Golgi apparatus; cytoskeleton
Molecular function (GO): serine-type endopeptidase activity
Source: RefSeq, a predicted model, not a curated record